AUGAUAAAGGAGUUUGAAUUCGGAAGUACGUCAUCAAUCGUUAACAGUUCGCAGAUGUGCGCCCAAAAGAUUGUCGAGUAUGUCUGCUGUCAAGAUGGUGGCUGUUGUGAGUGUUGUCUAAACGGAAAGAAGCAGAAGCUCACUAAAUCUGACAUACAGCACUCCUUUCGACAUUCCAACUCGAGGCUCGAUUCCACCAGUUCUUACGCCGAGAGCUACAGAAGUUUCCGGGAUCGUGUGGAGUCUGAUUCUGCGACUUCUCGAACGGACUCAGUGUCGUCUGCCUCUCAGAUUAGUGGUGAUUAUCGAAAGGGUAUGAACACACCCAUUAUUGAUAUGAAACCAAUCGAAUUUUGGGCGGCAAACAGAGAAAGUGUUCAACCACGUCAAGGUAGACGACGGCUCCCAAGCGAAACGGAAAUUAGCAUCGAAAACUUUCAGAGAGAUUUGUAUGAGGUGGAUGAAGACAGUGAGCCGUGUCUAACUGACGAGGAAAAACUUGCCAAAUUUCAGCUGGGCCAAAUACAUAUUGGUCUACAAUACGAAGUAUCCACAAAAGUUCUGGUCGUCAAGGUGAUCGAAUCUAAGGACUUGCCGCCGCCAUAUUGUUUAGAUGAAAACAAACAAGACCUGGCCCACUCAAAUCCUUACUGUAAAGUUUGCCUUUUGCCGGAUCAGAAAAAUUCACAACAAACUUCCGUUCAACGUAAAACUCAGAGCCCGACAUGGAACGAAUACUUCAUGUUUGAGAUACCCUUUCAUGAAGCCCAGAUGCGGACACUUGAGAUUCUUAUCAAAGAUUUCGACCGAUUUUCACGGCAUUGUAUCAUUGGGCAGGUAUAUCUGCCUCUUGCCAACAUAAACCUCAUCAAGGGAGGUCACAUGUGGAAACCGUUGAUGCCCAGCACUAAGGAGCGACAAGAUCUCGGAGAGAUUCUACUUUCCCUUAACUACCUACCAAGUGCAGGACGUUUGAACAUUGACGUCAUCAAGGCAAAACAACUCCUACAGACAGACAUGAUCGGGGGAUCAGAUCCAUUCGUUAAAGUGACAAUGGUGCAUUUCGAGAAACCAAUAAAGACAAAGAAAACCACAUGCAAGAAAAAUACCAUUGAUCCUGUUUUCAACGAGUCGGUAAGCUUCAAUGUGACGCCACAACAGUUGGAGAACACCAGUAUCGUGAUUACGGUGUGGGACUAUAACUCCAAAAGUCGAGAUGAUUUUGUAGGCCGUGUAGUGAUCGGCAAAUACGGAACGGGACCGCACGAGUUCACCCAUUGGAACCGGAUGUUGAACUCACACAGAUCACCGGUUGCUCAGUGGCACUCGUUACGAACGCGUCAGGAAUGCGACCAGGUCUCCCCGGCAUCCAUAGCUGUGCCAUGA
Molecule: messenger RNA, 1386 nt
Organism: Ylistrum balloti
Lineage: Eukaryota; Metazoa; Mollusca; Bivalvia; Pectinida; Pectinidae
Product: synaptotagmin-17-like
Exons: 5
Coding region: 1-1386 (461 amino acids)
Biological process (GO): calcium-ion regulated exocytosis; cellular response to calcium ion; regulation of dopamine secretion
Cellular component (GO): membrane
Molecular function (GO): calcium-dependent phospholipid binding; clathrin binding; calcium ion binding
Source: RefSeq, a predicted model, not a curated record